Messenger RNA from Macadamia integrifolia, 1425 nucleotides. RefSeq names its product adenylate kinase, chloroplastic-like. NCBI's taxonomy places the organism in Eukaryota, Viridiplantae, Streptophyta, Magnoliopsida, Proteales, Proteaceae. The transcript is spliced from 7 exons. Gene Ontology annotation, cellular component: cytoplasm. Gene Ontology annotation, molecular function: nucleoside diphosphate kinase activity; ATP binding; AMP kinase activity. Gene Ontology annotation, biological process: nucleoside triphosphate biosynthetic process. The record is from RefSeq and is a predicted model, not a curated record. Bases 203 to 1117 code for a protein of 304 amino acids.
CCUUAAACUCCUCCCCUUCCACCGGUGGAAGGCAAGAAUCGAUUCCGAAACCUACUUACAACCAACUAACGUCAGCUGGCACCUUCCUUUGGGGCCGUGCGAAGAGACGGGAAGGCAGAGGGAACUUCAGAAAUUUCUUCGAGUCAACUACUGCUCUGUAGGCCGAGAGCAGUAGAGGGAGGGAGGAGAGGGACAGAGAGCUAUGGCUUGCUUGACCAGUUUUCUUGUUACAGCAACUCCAUCUCCGCAACCUUCAUCUUCUCUUCCUCCUCUCUUCUCUUCUGCUAAACCCCUCAAGCUUAUCAGUUCCAAUCCCCUACUUUUGUCUUCUCCUGACUUUUCUAGGAGUUCUUUCUGUCUCAAUGAAGGAUUAACCAUCCGUCGGUCGGCAAAGCCCUUCUCCAUUUCAGCACAGAAAGUCUCGAGCGUGGCAUCUGUAGAUCCAGAGCCUCUAAGGAUUAUGAUAUCUGGGGCUCCUGCAUCAGGGAAAGGAACGCAAUGUGAGUUCAUCACCAAGAAGUAUGGGUUGGUGCAUAUUUCUGCUGGAGAUCUACUGAGGGAAGAAGUGGCAGCUGGUAGUGAAAAUGGAAAGCGAGCCAAGGAAUGUAUGGAGAAAGGGCAGUUGGUGCCCAAUGAAAUAGUUGUCAUGAUGGUGAAGGAGCGUCUCUUGAAGUCUGAUUCUCAAGAAAAGGGAUGGCUUUUGGAUGGAUACCCUAGGAGCUUAUCGCAGUCCAUGGCUCUUGAAGAACUUGGUAUCCGACCAGACCUUUUUAUUCUUCUGGAUGUUUCUGAGGAGAUUCUUGUUGAGAGAGUGGUUGGUCGAAGGCUUGAUCCUGUUACUGGAAAGAUAUAUCAUCUGAAGUAUUCUCCCCCAGAGACUGAAGAAAUCGCUGCCAGGCUGAUCCAGCGUUUCGAUGAUACUGAAGAAAAGGUGAAAUUACGAUUGCAGACUCAUCAUCAGAAUGUGAAGGAUGUACUUUCGAUAUAUGAAGACAUAAUAAUUAAGGUUGAUGGGAAUGCAUUGAAGGAGGAUGUUUUUGCACAAAUUGACAGUGCUCUGUCUGGACUAGUGGAGCAAAAAGGACUUCAACAUCCUUGCGGCAUGUAUGGUGCUUAGGCAGUAUCUUAGCAAAUUAUCAGUUGAAACUUGCAAAGAAUAACCUGAUGUUCUGCUGGCUUAAUUUGUGCUUAUGUAUACGUUGGGUUAUUCUCCUGCAACGCUGCUGUUUUUUGUUUUGUUUUGUUUUUAUUUUUUAUUUUAUCUCCAUAUUACUUGUUUAUAUUUUUUUUUCCCUGAAUCAAAAGUUCUGGAGUCUUUCAGUCAAUUCUGGCUGAUGUGAAGAUUAAUGGUCACAGUAGCGACACUGCAUAAUUCCUGUUAUGUAGACUCCUUUCUCUGUUAUAUAAACUCUACUAUUUCCAUGA